This is a messenger RNA of Cucumis melo (muskmelon), 1427 nucleotides long. Its product is annotated as oligoribonuclease. Gene Ontology annotation, molecular function: 3'-5'-RNA exonuclease activity; nucleic acid binding. The transcript is spliced from 9 exons. Bases 119 to 973 code for a protein of 284 amino acids. Gene Ontology annotation, cellular component: mitochondrion. Lineage: Eukaryota; Viridiplantae; Streptophyta; Magnoliopsida; Cucurbitales; Cucurbitaceae. The record is from RefSeq and is a predicted model, not a curated record.
GUAUUUUUACAUAUUUCCAAUUACAAGUGUAGGCUGAAAAUUGGAACAAUUUGACGAGGGAGCGUUGAAGUUGGUGGCGGCAAGAAUUUGGGGGAGAGAGAGAGAGAGAGUGAGGGCGAUGGCGACGAAACCACUUGUGAACGCAUUUUCAGUGUUGGAGCUCGACGCUGAAGACGAUCAAAUUCCCGCUCUUUCUACUUCCUCCAAAGAUGACGCUACCGUUUCUUACUCUUCAUCAACAGGAAAAAGCAAGAAGGAAGUUAAUAUAUCUGGUGAUAUUCCGACGGGAGAAAGACAGAAACAAGGUCAACCAAAUGCAGUUGCAGAAGACUACAAGUUUCCUCUUGUCUGGAUUGACUUGGAAAUGACGGGUUUAAAUGUUGAAACAGAUAGAAUACUGGAGAUAGCUUGUAUAAUUACCAAUGGCAACUUGACCAAAUUGGUUGAGGGUCCUGAUUUAGUGAUUCACCAAUCAAAAGAAUGUCUAGAGAAAAUGGGAGAAUGGUGUCAAAGUCAUCAUGCAGCCAGUGGUUUGACAAAAAAAGUGCAGCGAAGUACAAUUAGUGAACGAGAAGCUGAAAAACAGGUCAUAGAAUUUGUGAAGAAACAUGUUUGUUGCGAUAAACUACACUUGGCUGGAAAUUCAGUUUAUAUGGAUUUUAUUUUUUUGAAGAAAUACAUGCCAGAUUUGGCUGGACUUUUUUCGCAUGUGCUUGUCGACGUCAGUAGUGUAAAGACUCUUUGUGAUCGCUGGUAUCCAAGAGGUAAAGAUCUUGACAACUGGGGUGUUUUGGCUUUUGAGAAAAAUGACGGCCAUGUUAUUCUGAAUUUUCUGUUUCUUAUUAAAAAUAACAAAGAUCGGAAGAAAGCCCCGCCAAAAGAGAAUAAACAUAGGGCUAUGGAUGAUAUCAGAGAAAGCAUAAUGGAACUCAAAUAUUACAAGGAAAAUAUAUUUAAGAAUUCAAAAAAGUGAUGCAAGAUGAAGCACCAUAACCAGAUGAUUGCAUGCCUGAACGGUUUGGAAUGAGUUUGAAGAGAGAAGAGGACUUGAAGAAGUAACUAAUCGUAGUUGAUUGUAUCUUAAUAACUCUAUUGUUGUUAAUAUUAACUUUUUUAUAAAAGUUGUUACGUACCAACAUGAUCAAGUGAUUUAUGAUUUGAAUUUUCUCCAUACUAAAAAGAUAGCAUAAAACAAAUGGGAAUUAUGAUGUUUUGGGACCAACCCUUCAACGCGAGAGUGGUGGAAGUAGAGGUGGGGUUCGAGGCCAAGCGAAAUCCAUUGCCUUAAUAUGGAGGAAGCCUAUUUUCGCCAUUCUUGUUUCUUUUUUCUUCCUUUCAUGGCAAGAAUCUUUAACUCCAGUAUUUCGAUAACAUUAAAAUUCUACCAUUCUUGAAUAAUAUACAAAUCAUUAUUUUUUUCCUUUCAA